Messenger RNA from Naegleria fowleri, 492 nucleotides. RefSeq lists its product as uncharacterized. The transcript has a single exon. The record is from RefSeq and is a predicted model, not a curated record. NCBI's taxonomy places the organism in Eukaryota, Heterolobosea, Eutetramitea, Acrasida, Naegleriidae. Bases 1 to 492 code for a protein of 163 amino acids.
AUGGAGAAGCAAGGAACCCAAACGGAGGGUGAGGAAAAAGUUCUUGAUGACUUUAAGGAAUGGGUCCAAGUUCACAUCAAGAAGGUUCGAUUGUUGGGAGCUAAAUGUGCCAAGUGUGAAAUGGAUUUUGAAAAGUUGGGUCUUGCUUUUUUCAUUCUCGCUCAUGUCCAUCACAUCAAAACCGAUGGUGCUGAUCAGAGACGCAGUGCAACACACAUUCUCGAGCUUGAGGAUAGAGACGAAAUUGCUGCACAUGUGAAUGAAUAUACUCUUGCACUGGAAGGAAAGCAGUCACUCGAAUUGUAUCAAUGUUUGUGUGCUUUCUGUCAUCAAAUGGUACACAUGGAAAAGAAUGCGAGAUUGGUUUUGAGCAAGGAAGAGCACACCGAAGAUAGGGAGAAGGUGGAAGAAAUGUUCAAUUUACAAUCAAGAUUCCAUUUGAUCCCAGAAAUUAAGAGAAGACUCUUUGGUGGCCGUGAUGAUGAAAAGUAA